This is a messenger RNA of Bipolaris zeicola 26-R-13, 177 nucleotides long. RefSeq lists its product as uncharacterized. The annotation marks the transcript as partial. The transcript has a single exon. NCBI's taxonomy places the organism in Eukaryota, Fungi, Ascomycota, Dothideomycetes, Pleosporales, Pleosporaceae. The record is from RefSeq and is a predicted model, not a curated record.
AACAUACGUUAUGUAUCUUCAUCUUUAUCGAGAACAAUAACAUAUCCAUAUCAGUCCACAAUAGAUCAAGUAUCCAAUCAUCACUUACUUGCCGCAUCAACCAAGAAAGAGAGAAGGGAGAAGAAGAAAAGUCAUGGAAAAUCAUCAUGUCAUAUGCUAAGCACGUGGUACAAAUAA